GUAUACAUGGAAAUGCCAAGCAAGUACCUCACUCGCAUCGCCAAGGGUAGGAAGACCGUUGAUCUGAUCACCGAGAUCUACGGCGAGGAUGGCGCCGCCACCUCUGACCCUCCCGAGAUACGCAAGGCAUUCCACUCGUUCUACUCCAAGCUCUACACCAAGGGCGCGGACGACGCCGAUGAGCAUGAGAGACUACUGUCCCACUGGAGCCCGGACUGCCGGGAGCACCUACAGCCACUCGAGGAGCCCAUCACGGCCGAUGAGGUCCUCUCCGCCAUCUCCACCACGGAUACCUCAAAGUCUCCAGGCCCAGAUGGACUCACUGGUCAGUUCUACGUAACACACGCCGAGGUCCUUGCCCCCUUCCUCGCCACCACUUUCAACAACAUGCUGCUCGACCCUGAGACCAUCACCAGUGWUUUCAAGUGUGGAAUCAUCCACACCAUCUUCAAGAAAGGCGACAGGCUGGACAUUGCCAACAGACGUCCCAUCACCUUACUCAACGUGGAUUACAAGCUCCUCAGCAAGGUCAUCAAUGCCAGACUCACCAAGCUCCUCGACAGUCUGAUCAACCCAUUGCAGAAUGGCUUCGUCCCUGAGAGACUGAUCCACGACAACACCAUCCUACUGCAGGAAGUCAUCGACACGGCUGCCCAAGACAUGGCGACUGGCUAUGUCACGCUGUUUGAUUUCCAGAAGGCGUUCGACUCCAUAUCGCAUGACAGCAUCGAGCGCACUCUCCGCCAUGUCGGCAUCCCGCCGUUGAUGGUCGGGCUCGUCAUGGCCCUGCUGCGGGGAUCCGUGGCCAGAGUCAGCGUCAACGGCAUCCUCACUGAUGCCCUGCCCCUGGACAGGGGCACCAAGCAAGGUGACCCUCUCUCCCCGACGCUCUUUGUGCUGGUCAUUGAGGCACUGGCAGCAGCAAUCAACGCCGACCAAUCCAUCGUGGGCCUGCCUGUGUCACCGCCCCUCGACACAUUAGUCGACGCCGACGACACUGCAGCGCUCACCAGGUCACUCGAGGAACUCUUGAGAGUGAUUGAAUGGUUCAAGGUCUUCUGCAAAGCCACCUCGUCAGCCAUCAAUGUCGACAAGUCUGUCCACAUUGUCCUGGGCGAUGCACCAACGUCUGAGCUCCCCUACCCAGUGGCCACCGAACCUGAAAGGUACUUGGGCGUCAACUUCACCAAGCAGGGCAUCUACUCCAAGUUCAAGACUCUCAUCAGCUCCCUCCGCGGCAGACUCUCGCUCUUCAAGUCUGAAAGCACCACACUGCGGUCCAAGGUUGCAGCUCUCAAGUCUUACGCCCUCCCCCCCUCUGAUGUACCACUUCUAUCUGGACUCACCGACCAAGUGGCAGAUCAAGAAGAUCGAAAACCUCACCAAAUGGUUCAUCUCAGCCCCCAAGACCACCGCCUACGGCUCCAGCUUCAUCAACACGAUGGCACUGGACCGUGCCAGCUUCCAUUGGGAUCAAGGUGGCCUCAACCUCUGGGACAUUGGCCUCAGAUCAAUUGCCUA
Molecule: messenger RNA, 1521 nt
Organism: Acytostelium subglobosum LB1
Lineage: Eukaryota; Evosea; Eumycetozoa; Acytosteliales; Acytosteliaceae
Exons: 2
Source: RefSeq, a predicted model, not a curated record